CAUGUGUAUAAAAGCGGGAGCAUUUUCAUGUUUAGGGUUUAUCGCAGCUAGGGUUCUGAAACCCUUCUAGAUUCAUCGCGAAACCCUCUUUCUGUCGUCGUCGCCGGAGAUUUUCAGUAUCCGAUCUGACCGGAUAGCAGGUCACCGGAAACAAUGGCUUUAGCUUUCGAUGAAUUCGGAAGGCCGUUCAUAAUACUAAGGGAGCAAGAACAGAAAACCAGAUUAAGAGGCCUCGAUGCUCAAAAGGCCAACAUUUCCGCCGGAAAAGCUGUUGCGCGUAUCCUGCGUACCUCAUUGGGUCCUAAAGGCAUGGAUAAGAUGCUUCAGAGCCCCGACGGCGAUGUCACCAUCACAAAUGAUGGUGCAACCAUUUUGGAGCAGAUGGAUGUUGACAAUCAGAUUGCGAAGUUGAUGGUUGAGUUGUCACGAAGUCAAGAUUACGAAAUUGGUGAUGGAACCACUGGAGUUGUUGUCAUGGCUGGGGCACUUCUAGAACAAGCUGAGAAGUUGUUAGAACGUGGUAUUCAUCCUAUACGGGUUGCAGAAGGGUAUGAAAUGGCUUCAAGGAUUGCAGUUGAGCAUUUGGAGUGCGUAGCAAACAAGUUUGAAUUCGGUCUGAAUGAUGUUGAGCCUUUGAUUCAAACCUGCAUGACUACUUUGUCAUCCAAGAUUGUGAAUAGAUGCAAGCGUAGUAUGGCGGAAAUUGCUGUUAAAGCAGUUCUAGCAGUUGCUGAUUUGGAGAGGAAGGAUGUAAACCUGGACUUAAUUAAAGUCGAAGGAAAAGUUGGUGGAAAGUUAGAGGACACAGAGCUAAUUUAUGGUAUUGUAGUUGACAAAGAUAUGAGUCAUCCACAGAUGCCAAAGCAAAUUGAGGAUGCCAAAAUUGCGAUUCUGACAUGUCCUUUUGAGCCUCCAAAGCCAAAGACCAAACAUAAGGUUGACAUUGAUUCUGUGGAAAAGUUUCAAACUUUACGCCAACAAGAGCAGAAGUAUUUUGAUGACAUGGUUCAGAAAUGCAAGGAUGUUGGUGCCACAUUAGUUAUCUGCCAGUGGGGUUUUGAUGAUGAAGCAAAUCACUUAUUAAUGCAUAGAAAUUUGCCUGCUGUUAGAUGGGUAGGUGGUGUGGAAUUGGAGCUGAUAGCAAUUGCCACAGGUGGGAGAAUAGUACCAAGGUUUCAAGAGUUGACACCUGAAAAACUUGGCAAGGCUGGUAUAGUUCGGGAGAAGUCUUUUGGUACUACAAAGGACAGAAUGAUAUACAUUGAACAUUGUGCAAAUUCAAGGGCAGUAACUAUAUUCAUCCGUGGUGGCAACAAGAUGAUGAUAGAGGAGACGAAACGUAGUAUCCAUGAUGCUUUAUGCGUUGCUAGAAAUCUUAUUCGCAACAAUUCAAUUGUUUAUGGUGGUGGUUCAGCAGAGAUUUCUUGCUCAAUUGCUGUGGAAGCGGCUGCUGAUAAACAUCCAGGAGUUGAGCAGUAUGCAAUCAGGGCAUUUGCUGAUGCUUUGGAUUCUGUCCCAAUGGCACUUGCUGAGAACAGUGGUCUGCAGCCCAUUGAAACUCUAUCUGCUGUUAAGGCUCAGCAAAUUAAGGAGAACAAUCCAUGCUGUGGAAUAGACUGCAAUGAUGUUGGCACAAAUGACAUGCGGGAGCAAAAUGUCUUCGAGACUUUAAUUGGGAAGCAACAACAGAUAUUGCUUGCAACUCAGGUUGUCAAGAUGAUUCUAAAGAUUGAUGACGUGAUUUCUCCAUCUGAGUAUUGAUGUUAAGUACGAGAAUGCUAAAUUUUUCUUUGACUAAAGAGGAGGUGAAUGUUUUCCUUUUUCACUAUGCCAACCCAUAAGUUUUGUUGGGUGAAAUUUUCAUGAUCUUAUCUUUGGUUUCUAUGUUGUGUAUUUGAGUACAGCUUGUUGGUUGAUGAACUGUACUCAUUCAAUGGUUUUCAAUUUGAUUGAUGAUGAUCAGUGUCUGUCACGGUAUGCUCUAUCAAAAGCUUAUCUUUUGCUGGUCUCA
Nicotiana tabacum (common tobacco) is the source of this 2011-nucleotide messenger RNA. Its product is annotated as T-complex protein 1 subunit epsilon. Gene Ontology annotation, molecular function: ATP binding; ATP-dependent protein folding chaperone; ATP hydrolysis activity. Lineage: Eukaryota; Viridiplantae; Streptophyta; Magnoliopsida; Solanales; Solanaceae. The record is from RefSeq and is a predicted model, not a curated record. Gene Ontology annotation, biological process: protein folding.